Messenger RNA from Eimeria mitis, 1011 nucleotides. RefSeq names its product succinyl-CoA ligase alpha subunit, putative. Gene Ontology annotation, cellular component: succinate-CoA ligase complex (ADP-forming); mitochondrion. The coding region runs from base 1 to 1011 and encodes 336 amino acids. Gene Ontology annotation, biological process: tricarboxylic acid cycle. The transcript is spliced from 7 exons. The record is from RefSeq and is a predicted model, not a curated record. Gene Ontology annotation, molecular function: succinate-CoA ligase (ADP-forming) activity; succinate-CoA ligase (GDP-forming) activity. Lineage: Eukaryota; Apicomplexa; Conoidasida; Eucoccidiorida; Eimeriidae.
AUGGCGUCCGCAGGGAACAGAAUCCUGUCUUUCUGCAGGGCCUCGAGGUGCUUCUCAACCACUGCCCGCGUGUUCGUUGAUCGAAAUACAAAAGUCAUUUGCCAGGGACUGACUGGCAAUCAGGGGAGCUUUCACAGUGAGCAGGCACUGAACUAUGGCACGCAACUCGUGGGUGGAGUAAAUCCUGCAAAGGGCGGCACCACGUGGACGAGCUCAGACGGCCAGCACAAACUCCCUGUUUUCAAAUCCGUUAAAGAGGCCAAGGAAGCAACGGGAUGCCACGCCUCGGCGAUCUUCGUCCCUCCCCCCCACGCUGCCGCUGCAAUACUUGAGUGUGUGGAGGCUGAACUGGAUCUGGUGGUUUGUAUUACGGAGGGCAUUCCUCAACAUGACAUGGCGAUGGUUAAGAGACGCCUUCGUGGACAAACAAAGACCCGCCUUAUCGGCCCAAAUUGCCCGGGAAUUAUCAAGCCGGGAGAAUGCAAAAUUGGCAUCAUGCCUGGCUAUAUUCACAAGAAGGGAUGCAUAGGCGUCGUGAGCAGGAGUGGAACUCUGACAUACGAGGCCGUCAACCAGACGACUCAAGUCGGCUUGGGCCAAUCAACUUGUGUAGGAAUCGGCGGCGAUCCUUUCAAUGGCACAAGCUUCAUCGACUGCCUCGAGAAAUUUGUUGCAGAUCCAGAGACGAAAGGCAGGUCUAUGCUUGCGGAGCAGCGCAUAGACCUCUCGCGCAUUGUUCUGAUCGGCGAAAUUGGCGGAUCGGCAGAAGAAGAAGCAGCGGAGUGGCUGAAAAAGCACAACUGCGGUAAGCCAGUGGUUUCGUUCAUUGCCGGGAGAAGCGCACCACCUGGGCGUCGCAUGGGCCACGCGGGCGCCAUCGUAAGCGGCAACACCGGAACAGCAGCUGGGAAGGUGGAGGCUCUGCAGGCGGCUGGAGUGGUGGUGGUGGAAAACCCCGCCCGAAUUGGAGAGGCAAUAUACGCGGCGAUGAAGGAGAAGGGGCUCGUGUGA